CUCCGCUUGGAUAAAAAGCGAGAAAGGGGUCUCCUUUCUUACAAACCCUAGCUGUCUGUCUCUGUAUCUAGCAAGCAGUGAUGGCUUCCCGCCGGCUGUUGUCGUCGCUGCUCCGGUCGUCGGUCCACCGCUCGCCGGCCAAACCAGCCUUCAGAGCCCCCUCAUAUCGCGCAUCUCCCAAGGGCUUCCUCCUCAACCGCGUUGUUGACUUCGCCACCUCCGCCGCCGCUCCGUCGAAGCCGGCGGCCGUCCCGCCGAAAACAGGAGGCCCCUCUGGAAAGAUCACGGAUGAGUUCACGGGCGCGGGGUCCAUCGGCAAGGUCUGCCAGGUCAUCGGAGCCGUCGUUGACGUCAGGUUCGAUGAUGGCUUGCCGCCGAUUCUGACGGCCCUCGAGGUGCUGGACAACUCGAUCCGGCUGGUCCUGGAGGUGGCUCAACACCUGGGAGAGAGCAUGGUCCGGACCAUUGCUAUGGACGGCACGGAAGGGCUCGUGCGCGGUCAGAGAGUCCUUAACACUGGUUCGCCUAUCACUGUACCUGUUGGUAGGGCCACCCUUGGUCGUAUCAUGAAUGUUAUUGGAGAGCCUAUUGAUGAGAAAGGCGAAAUCAAAACCGACCACUUUUUGCCCAUCCACCGAGAAGCUCCUGCAUUUGUUGAGCAAGCAACUGAGCAACAGAUCCUUGUCACUGGAAUUAAGGUGGUUGAUCUCCUUGCUCCAUACCAAAGAGGUGGAAAGAUUGGAUUGUUUGGUGGUGCUGGUGUAGGGAAAACAGUGCUCAUUAUGGAGCUUAUUAACAAUGUUGCAAAAGCCCAUGGUGGUUUCUCUGUGUUUGCUGGGGUUGGUGAGCGUACUCGUGAGGGUAAUGACUUGUACAGGGAAAUGGUUGAAAGUGGUGUCAUUAAGCUUGAUGAUAAGCAAAGCGAAAGCAAAUGUGCCCUUGUUUAUGGACAAAUGAAUGAGCCUCCUGGUGCCCGUGCUCGUGUUGGGCUUACUGGUUUGACUGUGGCAGAACAUUUUCGAGAUGCUGAAGGGCAGGAUGUGCUGCUCUUUAUUGACAACAUUUUCCGAUUUACCCAGGCUAACUCUGAAGUGUCUGCUUUGCUUGGACGUAUCCCAUCAGCUGUCGGUUACCAACCAACUCUGGCUACAGAUCUUGGAGGCCUUCAAGAGCGUAUCACAACAACUAAGAAAGGUUCCAUCACAUCUGUCCAAGCUAUUUAUGUGCCUGCUGAUGACUUGACGGAUCCUGCACCAGCCACCACUUUUGCUCAUUUGGAUGCCACGACUGUGUUAUCACGACAGAUCUCUGAGCUUGGUAUCUAUCCUGCUGUGGAUCCUCUGGAUUCUACAUCUCGCAUGCUUUCCCCACAUAUCUUGGGAGAAGAACACUACAAUACUGCUCGAGGAGUUCAAAAGGUUCUUCAGAACUACAAGAACCUUCAAGAUAUCAUUGCCAUUUUGGGAAUGGAUGAGCUCAGUGAAGACGACAAGUUGACUGUUGCCCGUGCUCGUAAAAUUCAAAGGUUCUUGAGCCAGCCCUUCCAUGUUGCAGAAGUGUUCACUGGUGCACCUGGCAAGUAUGUGGAGCUGAAGGAGAGCAUUACCAGCUUCCAGGGGGUCUUGGAUGGAAAAUAUGACGAUCUUCCCGAACAGUCGUUUUACAUGGUUGGAGGCAUUGAAGAAGUCAUUGGUAAGGCUGAUAAGAUUUCCAAGGAAUCUGCGGCUUAAAGAGCCAGCCAGCCCCCCCUAGUUGAAGACUUUUCUUAUGUACCCUUCUUGGUAAAUUGCGAAAAUGAAUAAUAAUUCAGAUCCUUAUGCUUGGCGAUGCUGGCAUCGGCAUCGGGAGAUUUUUGUUUUUUGUUUACAAAUCGUGUUUUAUCCAAAUGUGUUUUUUUUCACACAGAAAUGAAGCCUGCCUUGGGCGUGCGGUUCUAUCAUAUACAAUUAUUGUUA
Diospyros lotus (date-plum) is the source of this 1955-nucleotide messenger RNA. RefSeq names its product ATP synthase subunit beta, mitochondrial. Lineage: Eukaryota; Viridiplantae; Streptophyta; Magnoliopsida; Ericales; Ebenaceae. The transcript has 9 exons. Bases 81 to 1730 code for a protein of 549 amino acids. Gene Ontology annotation, biological process: proton motive force-driven mitochondrial ATP synthesis; proton transmembrane transport. The record is from RefSeq and is a predicted model, not a curated record. Gene Ontology annotation, molecular function: proton-transporting ATP synthase activity, rotational mechanism; ATP binding; ATP hydrolysis activity.